Messenger RNA from Gloeophyllum trabeum ATCC 11539, 387 nucleotides. RefSeq lists its product as uncharacterized. NCBI's taxonomy places the organism in Eukaryota, Fungi, Basidiomycota, Agaricomycetes, Gloeophyllales, Gloeophyllaceae. The transcript has a single exon. The coding region runs from base 1 to 387 and encodes 128 amino acids. The record is from RefSeq and is a predicted model, not a curated record.
AUGCCUAAGAAUCCCCACUUUACGCCUGUGAAACUGGUUCUCAUCCCCGCUGCCUUACUCGCCAUCUCCGUCCCGGUUGUCUUUGUGGUCGUCUCAGCCCUCAAAGGAGACUAUGAAUGGACAUCCAAGCUUGUACUCUCGACCGUUAAGAAUAUUACUGAGCUUUCUGCGCAGUUGAGCGACGCACUGGACGACACAAGCGCCGGACUUGGACUCCCUGCAAGUAGCCUGCUGGUUAGUCAGCACACACACACUGUUCUUCGGGGUAUCAGUGUGCUUACUACUCAAGGGAUUCCGCAGGAGAACGCGGCUAGAGUGCAGGAGCUGGUGUACACGACGUCGUCUGCCGCUGACAAGAUCAAUAUGGUAUUCCCUGCUUGUUAUUGA